This is a messenger RNA of Peromyscus leucopus (white-footed mouse), 1965 nucleotides long. It is a transcript of the gene Vamp3, whose product is annotated as vesicle associated membrane protein 3. Gene Ontology annotation, biological process: SNARE complex assembly; vesicle fusion; vesicle-mediated transport. Gene Ontology annotation, molecular function: SNAP receptor activity; syntaxin-1 binding. The record is from RefSeq and is a predicted model, not a curated record. NCBI's taxonomy places the organism in Eukaryota, Metazoa, Chordata, Mammalia, Rodentia, Cricetidae. The transcript is spliced from 5 exons. Gene Ontology annotation, cellular component: plasma membrane; SNARE complex. The coding region runs from base 105 to 422 and encodes 105 amino acids.
GCUCGUGACGUCACCGCGGCCCCGCCCAUCCCCACCGCCUCGGCUGCUCGCUGCACCAGUCCGCCGACCCUCGGCUAGACGCCACCGCCGCCGCCGCCGCCAAAAUGUCCACAGGUGUGCCUUCAGGAAGUUCAAGUGCGGCCACUGGCAGUAAUCGAAGACUCCAGCAGACACAAAACCAAGUAGAUGAGGUGGUUGACAUCAUGAGAGUCAACGUGGACAAAGUGUUAGAAAGAGACCAGAAGCUCUCGGAGCUCGAUGACCGUGCAGAUGCACUGCAGGCAGGUGCUUCUCAGUUUGAAACAAGUGCUGCCAAGUUGAAGAGAAAGUAUUGGUGGAAAAACUGCAAGAUGUGGGCGAUAGGGAUCAGUGUCCUGGUGAUUGUGGUCAUCAUCAUUGUUGUGUGGAGUGUCUCUUCAUGAAGAACCUGGUGAAACCAAAGCCCACUGUUCAGGAGCGUCUUCAAGACUUUCUACUUAGAACCUGCUGUGUUAUUGAGCUUGUUUUUCCAAAUGAUUAUUUUUGUUAGUUUACAUACAGUUCAGUGCCUAGAAAAUGUGCCUUUGUUUUAAUAUACACUCCAAACUGGGGGGUGUGCCCUAUCUUGCACACAUUUUGCACAGUGCCUUCACAGAUGUAUGCCCCGACUAGGAAAGAGGACUUCUGAUGCUCCAGAGUGCUGGAGUCUGGGUGGAUGUUGUCACUGACAACUUGCUGUGGAUUCCAGGAAGGGAAUUGUGUCCAGUUCAGCUGUCCCCACAUCUGACAUCGUCUUCAAAACCACAUUUUAAACCUUUGGGUGAUUAGAUUACCAGCGCCUUUCGAGAAGAACACUACUGCCUAAUACAAAUUGGUGACAAUAACAGGGUGUGCCUUAUUUUGAUACUUGGCUCAUUUUCGUUAAGAGGACCCUCCUUUUUGUAAGCAUUACUGACUCUUGCUGUAUUAAGAUGCUCUCAUGUUAGGUGUGAAGAUGUUUACUUUCUUGUUCUUGUUGUGUAUCGCGUCUAAAAGAGUAUUUUAAUCAGAAAUAACCCUUGAAAAAGUUUUUGUAGGACUAUGACCAAAGUUUCUUUUUUGCCAAAACUGAAAUACGAUGUCCGUUAAGUCUGUCCCUAAUAGAUUUAAGUAAGUGCCAAAUGUAACUCAGGUUGUCCUUCAAGGAAAAAGUGUUUAUACUGUGUGAGCCUUCAACAUUUUCACAGUCCUUCAUGUGAAAUGCUGUAGAUGAUACUCCUUCAAAUUUGGUUUCUUUCAUAGAGCUAUAGAAGUGAGCUAAAGCAAGCAGUUUGCAGACUGAACGAGAGGCUGUGGCCUCUAGUGCAAUGUGAGCAGCAGCUCCGCAGCCUCACAGAGUCAUUAGCAAAGACCGGAGCUCUUGAAUCCUAUUUACUGCUUUUACUCAUACUCCGCUUCCUAAAUCAGUCCUCUGUAUUAUGCCUGAGGUGAGGCAUUGGUCGCUUACAAGUGGAUAGCUAACCAGAGAUACCUGUUGCUCUAAAGACAUAGCUGUUGCCAUCUGAGACACUUUGGUUGUGUAUAUGAGACUUUCAUCAAGGUGUGGUUCAAAGACGGCGUUCAGGCAUGAAUGUGAAUAAGAAAGCAGGGAGGGAGACACGGGCUUUCUUUGCUUGUGGCAGUGCCUCUACAAUGUCCUGGAAUCUGUGUUUGUGUGCAAAGUGGCACCAGUCAAGAUGGAACAGAAUCUGGUUCCAGUUUUUUAUUUGUUCCCUAACAUUACUGAAACAGUACAAAUAUUGAAAGCAUGUCCCACUAUGGGAAAGCAACAUCAGCCUGGGGCCUCUGUCUUGGUCUGACCCCACAACCUUGGUGCUGUCUCCUCCAUACUCAGACCCAUGUAACUCACUGGCUUCUGUGUUAACACAGUAAUACCUCGCUUGUCUGUGCAUUCAGCUGGGAACUUUCCCGCUAUGAAAUCCUGAAUAAAGUUGUUUAUUAACAUGA